GUCACCAUCAGCUGGUUCAGCGCUGUUCAUGGGAGCAGCUUCAGAAGCUAGAGCCUUAUGACAUCGGAUAGACAUUUAAUUGCAUAAGGCUUGCUGUAAACAGACCAAUCCUUCUGGAUCACAGAUCUGUGCGUUCAGCGCGCUGCACUGACGUCUGGAUCAGGAAAUGCAGCAUUUCCCAAAACAAGCUGGUGUACGCAAGAAGUGAACGCUUGCUCAAGAGACUCAAGAAACAUGGCAUCUGGUUCAUCAAUGAUGAACGGGGACAUCAAUCACCCACGCGGGUCUGGCCCGGGGAAUCUGGGCAGUUUAGAAGAGACCCUCCAGCAAAUGAACACCCUGAUCAAAGAGAACAGAGAACUGAAGGAGGCCCUGAAACAAACCAACUUAUCCAUGAAGGAGAGAUUUGAGGGUCUGUCAGCAUGGAAGGAGAAGCAAAAGGAGGAGAGAGACUUCCUGGAGCAACGAUUAGAGGAGGCCAAAACCAGACUGAAUGCUUUGGAUUCAGAGAACGAGGUGCUGAAGAAACGAGUGGAAGAGCUGGAAAAAAGUGGAGCUGAGUGUUUACACACCGAACUGGAGACGCUGAGGGGUCAGAUUGCUCGACUUCAGGCUGAGAAGAAUGAUCUGGUAGCAUUAAACUCUGAACUCCAGCUCAAAACGGGUCAAGGUUCACCUAGAGAUUCCUUCAUUGAGAUUAGAAUAGCUGAAGAUGAGUUAAAAGUGACCAGAGAUUUGCCCGAUAUGCCAAAGGACCCUUGUGCUUUCAGCAUGCCAAAGGCUGAGUCGGAGGAACAGACGGUGAGGCAGCUGCUUCGCUCCCUCAGAGCAGAGACUGAUGAGAAGGAGAAACUGCAGCUAGCGCUCCAGGAGGCACGUGGGAGAAUUGCCGAGUUGGAGAACAGACUGGAACAUGCUGACAGCAGCGCACAGACAUCUCUCCCCUCUACAACUGAAAUCAAUGCAAGCGCUGAGGUGAAGAAUCUGGAGGAUCAGUUGCUGAAGCUCUGUAAUGAAUUGAAAAAGGCUCAGAUCAAACUGGACGAGGCUGAGAACAUGAAAAGAAAUCUGCAGGACAGGUGUAAAGAUCUGGAGCAGGAUCUUGGUACUCUGAAAACUCAGCUGGGAGAGAAACAGAAGGUUCAGGCUGAGAACGACACUCUGAGGGUUCAGAUGGAAAGCCUUCAGGCUGCUGUUAAACUGGAACAGAAGAAAACUCAGGAUGAGAAGAACAACCUGAACCAGCUGAAAGAUGCCUAUACCAAGUUGUUUGAAGACUACAAUGAGCUCCAAGAGGAAAAUAAGAAGAGAACGGGUUUUGUUUCACGGGAAGACUAUGAUGACCUCCAAAGCAGGUUUGAUAUGGCUGAAAAGGCGCUGGCAGACAAACAGAAGAAGAUUGAUGAGAUGAAGAUGGAAAUCUUCCAGAAGGAAAAGGAACUAGAAACCAUUUCUGUUUUCCAGGCUCAGGCAGAGAUAUAUUCCUCGGAUUUCUAUGCAGAACGAGCAGCUCGGGAGAAGAUUCAUGAGGAGAAAGAGCGUUUGGCCACUCAGCUGGAGUAUGUGAAGAAACAGAACACCCAGCUUCAGGACGAGAUGGAGUCACUUGGCAGGCAUUCCAUGAGUGAGAUGCAAAGGAGACAUGUGUCACGUGGGGCCAAUCCACAAGGGCCAGCAUCUCCACAUCACCCGCAAGGAGGUGACUGGCAGCAGCAGAAUAUUCCAGAACAUGCUUGUCCCAAAUGUGGGGAAGUCCUACCUGACCUGGACUCCCUGCAGAUCCACAUCAUGGAUUGCAUCAUUUGAGCCUGUUGCCUAGUAACCCUAUACCAGAUCCCCCCAAUAUGUGAACUAGUGGUUCAAUAGCUUUACCUUCAAGCAGCCUGAAACAUAAUGCUUCAGUAACACAGGUCUAUAAACCCUGCAUCCUAAACAGUACUGCACAUUAUCAGUGUGGAUGGUUUCAGAUUAACAGAUGCUAUUGGUCCAGGGUGAGAAUCAGGAUUUAAUGUGUAGCUUUGGUUCUGACUAGUUGGAUUUACUUUAAAUACACCCUAUAUAACAGCAACAUUAUUAAGCUGCUUUAAGACAAUUUAUCACUGUCAACUAUUAAGAAAAAAAUAUAUUAUGUUGCAGGUGGCAAUCAGCGUGGCAUACAUAAUCAGUCAUUCUGUUGUGGGUGAAUUAUGUUAUUGGUAGCAAAAAUAUUUUUGUUUAAGAUUAAUUUUUCUGAGAGAAUCAUUUAUUUUAAAGACUUAGAAAAGAAAUCUCAGUUAGUUAUAUUUUCAUUAUAUUCUCAAUGCCACACAGAGGUCAACAGAUAAUGUUUUUCUUACUUUUGUUUGUUGGAUCUGUUAACAAUUAAAGCACUUUAUUCUGUUUAAUAAGCAAGGUUAGUUCGAUUUGGGGCAAGUUCCUCUAAAUAUAAAACCAUGUCUGAAUGUUAACACCUGCCUAAAUCUAAUAAAUACUUUUCUGAAGUUCA
This is a messenger RNA of Cyprinus carpio (common carp), 2485 nucleotides long. RefSeq names its product optineurin. The record is from RefSeq and is a predicted model, not a curated record. Gene Ontology annotation, molecular function: K63-linked polyubiquitin modification-dependent protein binding. Lineage: Eukaryota; Metazoa; Chordata; Actinopteri; Cypriniformes; Cyprinidae. Gene Ontology annotation, cellular component: cytoplasm; nucleus; Golgi apparatus. Gene Ontology annotation, biological process: protein localization to Golgi apparatus; Golgi ribbon formation; regulation of canonical NF-kappaB signal transduction.